AUGUCGAUGGGGCAGCGACUCGUCGAAGAAGGCGGUCAAGUACUGGGGCCGCGCUUGGAGCAUCCGCUCUCUGCACAGAAAGACGAGGAAAGAGCGCGACUCGCACGCCCAGCCAAACACGGGGGAGGUGGAGAACUAGAGCGAGACGCAGGCGAGGGCAGGUUCGGCAGGAUAAGCACGAUAUGCAGGAGGGAAGGAGUGCAGGACGCGCAGGAAGCGUCAAAUGGUUAA
Messenger RNA from Sporothrix schenckii 1099-18, 231 nucleotides. RefSeq lists its product as uncharacterized. The record is from RefSeq and is a predicted model, not a curated record. NCBI's taxonomy places the organism in Eukaryota, Fungi, Ascomycota, Sordariomycetes, Ophiostomatales, Ophiostomataceae. The transcript has a single exon. Bases 1 to 231 code for a protein of 76 amino acids.